This is a messenger RNA of Metschnikowia bicuspidata var. bicuspidata NRRL YB-4993, 690 nucleotides long. RefSeq names its product Ecm15p (gene ECM15). Gene Ontology annotation, cellular component: cytosol. The coding region runs from base 80 to 400 and encodes 106 amino acids. The transcript has a single exon. The record is from RefSeq and is a predicted model, not a curated record. Lineage: Eukaryota; Fungi; Ascomycota; Pichiomycetes; Serinales; Metschnikowiaceae.
CGAAUAUACGCUUCCUGAGUUCGUCUAUAUUGGUAUAGCAAACACAGCGAACAAACGACAUAUACAUUCUUAUAAAAAUAUGGUAUCGCUUCAUUGUCUUGCUGAUGUGUGCCUAAUUCCAAUUGGAACAGCCAAGGCCUCUGUGCUGGACGAGGUUGCUGUGAUUACACAACUUGCCCGUGCGUCACAUUUGGAUUGCAAUUUACAUUCUGCGGGCACAACUAUUGCAGGUCCUUGGUCCGAGGUCAUGGAUCUCAUUGGAAGCUUUCACGAAGUAUUGCACAAGAGUGGGGUUGUUAGAAUCCAGAGUGACAUUCGGGUGGGCACUAGAACCGACAAGCACCAGACGCCACAGGACAAAAUCGACGUGGUUGAGGCCAAAAUCAAGAAGUCAACAUGAACUUUCGGAUGAGGAUUGGUAGAGGUGAUGUUUAGGGCUCGGCUCCCUUGGAAGAUAUACAAAAAGGGCGUAUUUGGUAUUUGAAGACAUCAGAGGAGACAUAAGAAGCUAGUGAAAAGCAUCCUCACAAAAGUGAAUAGUUAUUUUAUUAAUUGUUUCCAAGAUGACUAGCUUGAGCUGCAUUAUGAUUCAACCCGGGAGCUGUGCUUUGCAUAGUGAGCUUAUAUUCCGCCACUUCCCGAAGCUCUAAAGUUGAUGGUAGAUGGUGUAUUUGCUCGCACUCAACCACG